GAAGACUCGACUCGUGUCCACAAAAGUUCGGAAACAACACCUCCACCAUGACCAUGGCAGACCAUUGUCAAACGAGGUGCCCGCAUUUCGCGACUUUUAGCUUGAAUUUAUUUAAAGAAUUGAAUUACUUGCUAAAUGGAGGACCGAAAGAAACGUUUGGCAGCCUUGAGGGCACGGGCAGGAAGGAAAAAGGAUGCCGAGUCUUCGCCGGCAGAAGAAGAAGUAGAAGUGAAGGACGCUUCUUUGCUGGUGGGCAACAAGGCUGCUUCCAGUACCAGUACCGACAGCGCAGACAAGAAGCGACCACGACAAGACGACAAGGAAGCAGAUAAAGAACCCGUCAAGAAGACCAAGACGGCACUGGAAGAAGCGUUGGAAAAGGCCAAGGAAGAUUUGGAAACAGGCGAUCCCGCCUCUGCUGUGACUACUGCUGAUGGUGAUACCACCAAAGCCAAUAAUAACAAUGAACUGACGGCCAUGGCCCCCAAGAAAAUCAAUUGGGACUUGAAACGGGAUAUUCAGCCCAAAUUGGACAAACUAGAAAAGAGGACACAGAAGGUGAUUGUGCAGUUGUUGAGGGAACGACUAGCAAGGGAAGCGGACGCUGCCGCUGAAGAGGGUACCGAAGAUUUGGAUUGAUUUACUGUAUCACAAUGUUGUUGUAAAGCUGGAUUACGUACUACAUUGUUGGUUUGAUUGUGUUAGGAUUGCAUGGUUUCUGUACCAGUAGCUCUUGCGCCAUGACCAACUACUACCGUAGCACAGAAACUACUUUUCUCUCUGGAAACACGAGAAGAGGGAGAAUUGGCGUGCUUCUUGGUGAAGACAUUGUCCGGGUGAGCAAUUAACCUUUGUCAUGACUAACUACAACAAACUAGACAUACCCAACUAACUCUCUUCAACUAACUACGUAACUAUUGAAUAUUCUUGU
Molecule: messenger RNA, 931 nt
Organism: Seminavis robusta
Lineage: Eukaryota; Bacillariophyta; Bacillariophyceae; Naviculales; Naviculaceae
Source: the annotation of a GenBank genome assembly